CGAGGAACAUGGAGAAGUGUGAUAAGACGGAGGAUUCUUCGUCUGCGAACGCUGGGCAGGGAUCAGAUGUGUCUAACCUCAAUGAUGUGAUAGUGCAGUUGAAGAGUGAAGGCAAUAAGUGCUUCCGGGAGGGCAACUACGAGGACUCCCUUGUACUGUACAGUGCCGGCGCGAAGAUCUGUCCGCUGGAGUACGUAGAGCAGCGAGCGGUGUUCUUCGCCAACAGAGCAGCCACAAAUCUCAAGCUUGAGGACUUUUCCCGCGUUGUUGACGACUGCACAGUGGCGUUGCUGCUGAAGCCCGACUAUCUGAAGGUUCUCCAGAGGCGGGCAACCACGCUGGAGAAGCUCGACAAGUUCGACGAGAGCCUCGAGGACUACCAGAAAAUCCUUUCAAUAGAACCGAGCAAUGCCGAAGCACGUCUGGCCGUGGACAGACUCACUGAACUAGUGCAGGAGCGCAACGAAAAACUGAAGGAGGAGAUGCUGGACAAGCUCAAGGACGUGGGCAAUCUCAUCCUGAAGCCCUUCGGCCUCUCCACCAACAACUUCCGCAUGGUGAAGGACGAGAAGAGUGGCUCGUAUUCCAUCAACUUCGUCAACAGCUCAUAACAUUGCGCGCGCUCUU
Phlebotomus argentipes is the source of this 627-nucleotide messenger RNA. It is a transcript of the gene Ttc1, whose product is annotated as tetratricopeptide repeat protein 1. The coding region runs from base 9 to 611 and encodes 200 amino acids. The transcript has 2 exons. Gene Ontology annotation, molecular function: protein binding. Lineage: Eukaryota; Metazoa; Arthropoda; Insecta; Diptera; Psychodidae. The record is from RefSeq and is a predicted model, not a curated record.